This is a messenger RNA of Microsporum canis CBS 113480, 3009 nucleotides long. Its product is annotated as DDT domain-containing protein. The record is from RefSeq and is a predicted model, not a curated record. The transcript is spliced from 9 exons. The coding region runs from base 1 to 3009 and encodes 1002 amino acids. NCBI's taxonomy places the organism in Eukaryota, Fungi, Ascomycota, Eurotiomycetes, Onygenales, Arthrodermataceae.
AUGAUUGGUUACCACCAGCUUUUCGCGUUUCUGAGCUUGCUCCAGUCUUUGGAAGGGGCUGUGUUGUUUAAGCGGAAACCGGUGCAAUACCUGCCCAAACCGACAAUUGAUGAUGAUAACUCCGAGGUUUGGGUUAUCCCGGAAACCAAUGAAGUGUUUACCAAUUAUGAACACUUCCUGCAGCGAAUGAAUUUUUAUAAACAGAGGCGAUUUAUUUGCGAAAUCACCGGCCACUCCUCCCUGACGUUCUUCGAGGCCUUGACGAGCGAGACCGAAGGAUCAAGAGAAGUCAACAGUGCAUUUCCGGAGUCCCUAAAAGAACCAGUUUUGCGCAGGGUUCAAUUCUCUACCAUCUCACGGAUAGACAGUCUUGUGGACCAAGUAUUCGAGGACUUUAAGCAAGAUUUCUACCCCGGGGAGCGAGUAACAGUACUCCUGUCUAAUGGAUCGCGAAUACACGGCGUAGUCAGGGAGAAGGCAAAGUUUCCAGAAGUCCUACAUGAAGGCAGGGUCGAACGUCGUGCAUGUUCCCGCUACCUUGUUAAACUUACGCAUCGCAAUAAUGAGGAGGCUCUCGUGGACGACGAACACCUCGUCCGUGAUCGGAAGGUAUUCACGAAACAGAUGCUACGCUCCUUCAUCAAGAAUACAGUCACGCGAGAAUCAUGGAGCGGUGCUCCUUGGCUAGUUAAGCCCCAAAUCGCAGAGCAUUUCCACAUUGACACCGAAGUACCCAAACAUCUGCAAUAUGGGAACAAAGCUGGCAAGAAAGCCAAUGUGUCAGCGGAAAAGGAAGAAGAUGAAGCCAUGUUUGGUUUCUUUGCCUCCCAGAGCCGGCCGAUAAAUUCUAGGUCUGGCAAUAAGGGUCAAAAGACAAAGUCCGCCCAUGAACUCGCCAAGGCUAAGGAAGAACAGUACCUAGCCUACCGACGAGCUCUGAAUGGGAAUCCAUCCUUUAGGGUGGAUAAAAAGGGCUAUGCGAAAGAUACCCUUCCACCUCCUGAUCCGCAUGAGAAUUCCUUCCAUGACCUCACUGUUGUUAUCAAACAGAAAUCUCCGACACCAUUACCACCACCGAUUAAAUAUCCCAUUGAGGAUCUAGACUUGGCCCCCGCUACUGACUGUCAACCGCGACCCCCGUUGAAAUUCUUACACAAAGACGAAGCCCAUGAAGAAGGCUCGAGCAUAAAUAUGAACUCAAUUGGUUCCUUACUGGAAACCUGGAACACUUUGAACGUGUAUUGCGAAGUUUUUCAGCUUGACUCGUUUACCUUUGAUGAUUUUGUGGAAGCAAUACAAUUCUCCUCGGACGACGUGGACUGUGAGCUAUUGGUAGAGAUACACUGUGCUGUGUUGAAAACGUUGGUCAAUGCAGAAUCAGACCAAGACGGGGCAAUUCAAGUUACUCUCCCCCCUCUGCCUGAAGAGGAAUCAGAAGAGGAGGAAGAAGAAGACGAACCGGAGCCUGAGCCUGAGCCUGAGCCCCCAAGACGAACCACCAGGAGUAGCUUUGCAAAAGCGCAGGCGGAGCUUGCUGAAAUGGAAGAACAGAAACCCGCUGAUGAUGGAGCUACGGAAAUCAAGAAACACCGUGCGGCUGACAUGUUUGUGGAAUAUGACUGGAUUGAUCGUUUGCGAAAACGUGAUUUUAAGAAUGGCGGCUGGGAAAUAAUCCUUGUUGGUCUGCUGAACCGGUUAUCUUUGAAGCCCAGGCUGCAUGAGACUUGCGAAGAGAUUUUAAUUCAUAUGGCGCCCUUGGAUGCGGAACCAACUCAGGAAACUGCUCGAGCACAAUAUGCUACUCUCGAUGUUAAUCUCCGGAUUCAAGUGCUGCAGAUCAUCUGUAUGCUGACCGUUGAAACAAGGGCAGUAAAGAACUAUAUGGAGGAGUGCAGUAACCAAAUGACAGAAUUCCGCAAGGAGAAGAUUGAACUCCAACGUGCACGGAAGGUUGUUCUCGAAGAAAUUCGACUUCUCCAUGAAGAGAGAAAGCAGCUCGAACCUGAACAGCGGGAUACUCCCACUCAACAAGACGAAGAAAUGUUGGAUGCUCAAAUUGAUGCUACGGAUGACACCGAGAGCGCAACUGAUUCAGACGAACCAUCUGGUCCCUCGCUCAGGGGCGGAGUAGACCGAGCCCUGGAGCGUAAGCGGAGACAGGAAGCCGAGAAAGAAAGAAAGGAGCAAGCAACCAAGCAACCUAAAGGCUCGAAACAAUACCAACGAGUAAUGAAAAAGAUAGAAGAAGAAAAGAGCAAGGUUGCAUCGAUCGAAAGCGAGAUCGCCGUUCUGGACAACGACUUGCGGGAGGCAGAUUGCCCACGAACAAGGGUCUUGGGCAAAGAUCGCUUCUGGAAUCGUUAUUAUUGGUUUGAGCGGAACGGCAUGCCUUAUGAAGGCCUGCCUGACAGCUCCACAGCUGCCGCAAGCUACGCUAACGGCCGUCUUUGGGUACAAGGCCCUGACGAAAUGGAGCGAGAGGGCUUCAUUGAUGUUCCAGAAGAAGUGAGCCAAGAAUACAUGCAACGUUUUGGAACCACCGUAGCGAAACGCAAACGCGCUGAAGAAGGAUCCCCUGGCGUUUCUUCUGCCCAGGAAUGGGGCUACUAUGACACCCCAGAAGACCUGGACAAAUUGAUGGAAUGGCUUGAUACCCGUGGCGUGAGAGAGUUGAAACUUCACAAAGAGCUAAAACUUCAGCGCAACAAUAUCGCCAAAUACAUGGAGAACCGAGCAACCUACCUCGCAGAGAAUAGCACCCCGGCGGAAGAGUCCAAGGAACAGCCAGCGAUGCGCAUGUCAACGCGAACCAAGGGGCAGCCCACUGAUCAAAAACAUGGCUGCCUCAAAUGGCGAAACCUUACAGCUUUGAAGGAAUGCGGUCAUUUACAUGUCGAAUCUGAACGGCCGUCGAAACGAGCUAAGAAAGCCGCAGCCACAGAAUCUGCAAAGGAAACCAGAAUGACUAAUCGCCAGGGCAAGCCACUUGGUCGACAGGGAACGAAAUAG